AUGCGCUUGGGCUCCUCAAGUUAUCAUGUUCAACGAAACGAAGCAGUUAGUCUAACCGAUUCCACAAAAACUCAACUUCUUCCACCAAAUCAUAUUCGAUGCACAGUCUCAUUCCUCGAUCGAAGCAAAUUCAAUUUCGAUCUCGAAAAGAAUGCGUUAGGUUUGGUGCUCCUCGAAAAAGUCUAUAAUUAUUUGGAACUCAUUGAAAAGGAUUAUUUUGGUUUGCUGUUUUUGGCGGUUGAUGAUGAUUCGCAACAAAAGAAAUGGCUGGAUCCGGAAAAAUGUGUGAGGAAACAAAUGGUUUGUCCGCCAUAUCAUUUGUUUUUUCGAGUCAAAUUUUAUGUAAGCGAUCCGAGUAAAUUAAGGGAAGAAUACACGAGGUAUGUAAGAUUUUCGGAAAAAAAUUUCAGCAAGUUUUCUAAUAAAAAAUCUUACAGAUAUCACCUAUUCCUUCAAAUACGCCUCAAUUUAUUCGAAGGACAACUUCCUUGUAAUGAAGGCUCUUUGGCAUUAUUGGCAAGUUAUACAGUACAAUGUGAGUCUAAACUCAUCCUAACUCAUUCAAAAAAAAACAAAUUUUUAGCGGAUUGUGGAGAUUAUGAUGAAAAAGAUCAUGGAAAUACAAAAACUUGUGGAUGUUAUAAAUUGAAAUUUGCACCGAUUCAACCGGAUGAUUUUAGUGAACGAGUUGCGGAACUUCAUCAGUUGCAUAUGUAGGUUUGAAAAAAAAAUAGAGAGUUGGGGAGAAAAAAUCUGGGGUUUUCUGAAAUUUAAUUUCCAAAAAAUGUUUUCUAGUGGUCAAUCUCCUGCUGAAGCCGAAUUCAAUUUCAUCGACCAUGCUCGACGUUUAGAAAUGUAUGGAAUGGAUGUGUAUGAAGGUCGAGAUGCAAAUGGAUUACCAAUUGAAAUUGGAGUCGGAUCCAUCGGAAUUAAAAUAUUCCACGAAGGAUUGAAAAUGAACGAAUUCAGCUGGUCAAGAAUCAUGAAGCUAAGCUUUCGAAAGAAGCAAUUUUAUCUUCAAGUUGCAUCCGAUCAAGAAUCAGCUGAAAUAUUGAUUAUUUUCAAUAUUUGCUCUCCAAAAUCAUGCAAACAAUUAUGGAAAUGUUGUAUUGAACAACACACAUUUUUUCGAUUAAAAUCACCGCCAAAAGUGAUUCAAAAGAAGACAUUAUUGUUCUCGGUUGGAAGUCGUUUUCGAUAUUCUGGAAGAACUGAAUAUCAAACAAUGGAAGAGGCUGAACAUCGAAAAAUAUCCACUCCGGUCAAUCGAAGUUUUCAUCGAAGUUCGUCGAAAAACUCGUUUAUUCGAUCGACUUUCAGUGCAAAUACACCAUCAAUUGAUUCAUCGAGAUAUACAACAACUACUACUGAAUCACCGGAAUUACCACCAAGGUUAGUUGAUGAAAUUUUAUGGGCGGGAGGGGGUUACAAAAAUGAAUUUCCCAAAUUUGAAAAUAUAUUUGAUAAGUUUGCGAAGUUUUUGUCUCGAUUUAGAAACAUUUUUGAGUGAGUAUUUUCUACAAAAAUUUCCGAUUUACUAAAUUGAAGUUCUUCGGCUCAUAAACUUCCUAAAAUCCCCAUGUUUUUUUUUUCAGCUCAAACGGCCAAGCCCUCGCUCGUCGCCUAAUCCACGCCGCAACUCGACACGAAUCCGAAACCUCCGACACUCUUGGCUAUGCUUCAGAUGGUGCUGUUGUGUGUGCACCAAUUACCACACCAUUGUCACCGAGAAGUAUUAGGGAUUACUGUACUGAUAGGUUAGUUGUUUUUGGAGGUUUUGAUGGGAGGGAAAAAUGAGGACCGUAAUUCAGUAGCCAGAAAACAGAUAUGACACUCAAAACUUUUUCUCUAUUUUUUGAGACCUGAUUGAAAUCUACCAAAUUGAAUGCAACUAUUUUUGAACUACCCCAAGUUUUUUUUUUCAAAAAGUUUGCUGUAGUAAAUAAAUACACGCUUUGAGAAAGAUAAUUUUGUAUUUAGAAAUAAGAUUUGUUAUGUAUCUUCUUCUUUUUGUGUUAUCAUCAUCAUCAUUUUUACACCCGCUGAUUGAUAAAAGGAAUAGAAAUAAUAAUAGUGUUCAUUUUAUUUUUCGGCCAAAAUACAGAUACACGUUUUGACACUCUAGAUUUUCAAAGCAAAAAAUUUGGACGAGGUGUGAUUUAAAAGUUUUGAAUCCUACAUUUUUGAAGUUAUGCCUCCAAGAGACCAGAUCUCCGAGAUGAAAAAGCCGCUAACGGGGCUUGCUGUUCACUACUGAAAUAUUUUUUCACACAAAAAACUAUUCUAGGGUGUAUUUCCUCUUCCUCCUAGGGAUUUUUUGUCCAGAAAUCAGAAAAAUGUUGGUCAAUCGGGUUGUAUUUGUUUUGUUUUGUCAUAUUUUCGUGUUUGUUGUCAUAUAUUUUUAUUUCUUUCUGCGUAAACAAGCAAAUAUUUUUAAUUCAAUGCUUUUCAAUUGUCUAUUCUUCAAUUUCGAUACCCUUUUUUUCUCGCCGAAUUUUUUAAUCCGCAUUUUUCUUGAUUUUUUUCCUGGAAAAUUUGUUAUUCUUGAAAUUCUGCUGGCAUUUUAUGUUAAUGUUGCCUAAUCUCAUUGAAGCCGGUUUUAUUUGAGAUUUUUUGAAAAAUUGAGAGAAAAACUAUUUUUAGAUACCGUUUAAAACAAUUUUAAGUCAUGUCAUUUUUAGACGAAAAGAGAAAAUUUUCACUUCGUUUUUGAAAAAGUUGUUUUCCAUUUUUAUAAAAUCUUCUGAAAACUGAAAACUUUAAUUUUCAUCAGAAUUUUUUUUUCCAUCUCAUGGACUAUUUUUCUAUGAAUAUCCUAUUUGCUCAGAUUGCUAAGUUUUUAAUUCAAUUCCCACAUUAAUUUUUGAAGAAUGUGGAAAUUUGAACAUUUAUCUGAAAAAUAAAAUUGAAUAAUUCAUGAAAGUGUGAUUUUUUGAAAUAUUAGCAACUUUUGAACGACAUUUUUUUUUUGAAAAUUUUCGCUUCGAAAUCAGUUUACCUUUUCGAACAUUUAAUCAAAUGCCAGCUUUUAUUUCAAUUUUUAUUACAAGUUCCGUUUUUUUCGAUAAAAAAUUUGGAUUUUUCAAAGUUUUUAUUACAAAAACUGAAUAGCUCAAUAAGAAAUUUAAUCAAAAAAUCAAGGUUUCGGUCAUUUUUUCGUUAUAACAACAUAUUUUUUGUUGGUUUAAUGUUAUCUGAUAAAAUGAACUAACAGUGCUUAUUUUCUAUUAAUCCGCGCACUCAUUUUUUCUGAUCUUUCUUUUUUUUCUGCCGGCCACCGGAUUUCUCUUCAUUUUUGUUCCGAUAUUUGUCUACUCGAUUUUUGCCUGCUCUCUCUUUCGGAUAUAUCAAAUUAAUAUUAUUUCUAUAUAUUUAUAUCGCUUUGUCCUGUCACAGAAAUGCAAAAAAAGAAACGCGGGCGCUGAUUUCAUUUUUUGACAUUUUUUCGGAGAACGGAAGUUGCCAGACAAAUUUCUAGUUUUUUUUUCCUUUUUUUCGAGAAAGUCGGCAUUUUUGAACCCAAGUACUGUAACCUCUUGUCUUCUCCGUUUCUGAUUUUUAAUGUUAUUAAAUUAGUUGGUUCUUUUUUUCAACAUUCAAAGAGAACUGGUUUUUUUCUGUAAUUCUUGUUAGAUUUGUCCUUUUUUGGGUGGCUUGGGUAGACGAAAAUAGGUGAAAAAUAUUUUUUUUUUCAAGAAAAAAAUCCUUCUUUGUUUCUACCUCACUUCAUUCAUUCCGAAAAAGAAAAAAAUCAAUUUCCGCUCAUUCCGCAAAUAUUCUUUUGAAGAUUUUAAUCUCAAAUGGAUCAUCUUGACCUCUUUUUUAUUUUGUAUUUUCCUGGAAAAUUACAAAGUUUUUCAAUUUUUGUCACAUCUGUUUCCUAUUACUUUCUCCUUGGAUAUUUUUAAUCUGAAAUUUCGUUCUUAUUAUUUCUUUUUGAUUCAGAUGAUCUGAAAUUUUGUCAUAAUGACUGAAAAUUUGUCGUUUGUCGAAAAAGCUUGUCUGAAAAUCAAGGGAUUAUGUGUGAAUGUUUGGUAUGUUACUUUGGCUGGAUGUCAUGAAAAUAAUGCGGCUGAAAAUGAGGCGAGAAAUUGUGAAGAUUUGAAAAUUUGCCGGUUAGUUUGAGAAAAAGAAAAUUAUCACUGUCUUUGAUUUACUGGAAAUUGUGUAUCAAAUUUUUUCAGAUUAAAAAUUAUCUCAAAUUUUAAUGUAAAAUUCUUCAGUUUUUGAACUCGUUGAUUUCAUCUAAUUUUUUAACCUAAAUGUCAAAAACCCCUCAAUUAUAUCAUUUUUCUCAUGUUUUUUUUUCACAAAAAACCCCUUGUUUAUCUGUCAUUUGAUAUGUUUUUCUCAAAAAACGCACUUUAUGCACCCUGGUUUUUGAAACUCUCAUUCUUAUUCCGAAAAAUUGUUCCCCUGGGACAUAUACAUUCAUUUUCAACUUUUUUCGCUUUCGCCCCUCUUUUUUUCAUGUUGCAAAGAAAGCACCGCAAAAAUGGGAAAUUGGGAAGAAAUUGAAUUUUUGCGCGGGCAGGGAAAUUAGGUAGAUAAUAUUGAUCGAAAAUGAAACAAAAUUUGUAAUUCUCGAGAGUUUUUGCUCUCUGUAAAAUGAUACUUUUUGAUGCCGAGAGCAUCAUGAGAGAGCAAAAAAGUAUUAGUUUUUUUUUAGUUUUGAGCAAGAAGGUCCUUUUUACGUUGAAAAAUAUCUAGAGUUCUGAAAAUCGUACAUUUUGUGCAAAUAUCUAAACUUUGGUUCGAAAAAUUUUUCGUUUGAAAAUUCUGAAUUUUUUAAAUGCGAUUCUAUGAAAUUUGAAAUUAAAUAUAGUUUAGAUUUAAAAAAUUGACAUAUUCGGAAUCUACAGUAACCUUGAAAAAGUUCAGAAUUACUGUAUAUUCAUAGAUUUCAUGCAAUUCUGACCUACAAAAAAUAGAACCGCCCUAAAUUUUUCAAAAAUUACCCAUUAUUUAGAUUUUCGCUAAAUUAAAUAAUUAGAUAAAAGCUCCCAGAAAUUCUCUAUUUUUCUGUGAACAAGAAUUUUUUCAUGAAAUAGAAAAAACCCGCAGCUGCCUCCUUUAUUUAAUCCUCUCUUUUCUCCAAAUUUUUGACAGGUAAACAACGAAAACCCAUAUUAUUUUGGGUGGUCCGUAUAUAUAUAUAUAUAUGUAAUUAAAUACUAUUUAUAAUAUAAUCUCCUCUCUCACUCUUGCUUUCUCUUGCUCUUUUCAAUUGUGUUGGUCCCCCGCAUUGAAAAAUAAUAUUGUUAUUUUUAUGAAAUGGUCAAAAAUUGGGGCAAAAAAGUAAUGUUAUGAAUUUUUGAUAUUUUUUGAUUGAUGGGAUUUUUGACAGCGGUUUCGGAAGGAAGGCAUACCUGGAAAUUUGAUAUUGAAAAAAAGCUUGAGAGAGAGAGAGAGAGAAAUGUGAUUUUUGAGUUUCAGAAUUUAAGAAUUAAAAAAAAAUAAGAAACUUGGAACAGAUUUGAUUUUCAAAAUGUGGCAUCCACAUGGAUGUUCAAAGCAAAAAAUAAGUUCGAUUUUUUUUAACCAAAAUUCUGAAUUUGAAAUUGGAAUCUAAUUUUCAAAAAUGUGAGUAUUUCAGUACCAGAAAGUUAAAAGUUUGUUGUUUAAAACUAUAAAUUGUUAAAUUUUUCAUAUAAAAACCAAGGAAUUUUAGGUCAAAAACUAAUCAACUUCCUCAAUUUCAGUCUCAUUUAUCAAAACUCCUACACUUUCAGCACUUUCUUUUUCCUUUUCCCUCAACCUUUCUCUCUUUUUUCCUCCCGAAAAACUUUACAACAUGCAAAAAGUACCAGUUGUUUCCUCCGUUUUUCUUCUCGUUUUUUGCCUCAACAAAAACACAAAAAGUCUUUGCUUGAUUGACUUCUUCUUCUUCUUCUUCCAAAAAAUCUCUUUUUUUAAGGGACCACGCCCCAAAUUUCAUUUAAGCCACGCCCAUUUUUCUCCCCUUUUCUCUUCUUUUUGUCUACUGCGGACCUCUUUUUUUCUGCACCGCCAGCUGCUCCCAAGAGAUUUGAUUUAUUUUUAUUAUAUACUAUUAUAUUUCAUGAGCCUCUAAAUAUUUUAUUGAUAAUGUUGAAAUUCGCUGUGGGACCCUGGGUGGCUGAUAAAUACGGUACUCCUAAUAAUUACUCUAAUACUCAAAAUUUGAAUAAUAACAAUGGGAGACAAAGGAGAAUUCGGUGGGUAUUUCUAGAUAUUUAUUUACUAUGAAAUCUAGAAAAUUAUACGCUUCAAAGUUUUGUCGUUUAAAAUUUUCCGGAUUUUUUUAGUUCAUCUGAUCUUUCAUGAAAGUAAUUAUGAAAUGACUAAACUGAAUCCGAUUUUGAUAAACCUCCAGAUUCAAAUUUUGCCACGUCAUAGCUCACUUGUAUUGUAAGUAUUGAGCAAUUCCCUAUUUUUUGUCAAAAAACUUUCCGAAAUGGCGAAAUCGUACAAACAGUGUACAAAAUGACUCAUUUUUCAAUUUUCUUUUGAAAAUGUUUUUUUGUAUAUAACGACUUUAAAAAAAAGUUUUAUGAUUUUCGCUUGGCUGAAUUGAAAUUUAAUUUUUAAUUGAGGGAAGCAGGAAAAAUGAUCGAAAUAAAAAUAUUUGGAAAAUUAUAAGAUUUUCAGGGUCAUCCUGAAAAAGCUUCCAGAAGCCGAAAAAUUAGUUCUAGACUCAAAUAUUAUGCUCAAAAUGAUGGAAAUACUGUAAAUUUACAGUUUCAGCGUUUUCAGCACAAAAUUUCAGUCCUGAAUAAGAUUUUCAGGAUAUGGAAUAUUUUUCAGAACUUGUAAAUGAGUUCAUAAAAUUUAUAAACCUGUUUAUUUUUCUUUCUGAAUUUUGAGAAAAUCGUAGCAAAAAUUGUUUUUUGGCUCUUGAAAAAAAAACAAAAAAAAAUGCGGUCAUCAUCCAUCCGGUAAUUUGAUAUUUUUCGCCAUUAAAUUAAUAGAUCUAUCUAUCUUUUUUUCGCAAUCUAUCCAUCCCAAUUUUUAAUACAAUAUUAACCGGUUGACGCAUUUUUGUGUGAGUAUUUGUGUGUUGAAAAGAAAAGAAAAGAGCACCUGAAAAUAGUAUGGAAAAUUGAGAGAAACAGAGAAUAAACAAUCAAAAAUUGACUCUUUAAGCUGACUUGAUUUGAACGAUUCAAUUCAAUGAAUGCUGUAGAAAAAAAUUUCAUUUUUUCAUUUGAGUGGCGUCACAGGGUUGAUUUUCAUAUGAAUUGAUUUUAAAAUUCAAUUUUUUUAGCGAAUCUUCGGCACCUUCUUUGCGACAAACCCGCUUGAACAAGGAUUCAACUUACUACGGAACACAAGAGUCUUGCGACGAGAAAAGUUGGACGCCGAGUAUGGUGAGUUAGAGGAACUUGGGACGGAAUUUAGAGGGAAUUUUCAGUAGACCUUCAAAAAUGAUUCGAAAAAAAAAUAAAUUUGAGAGUUUUCUGAUAUUUUUGGAAAUUAAUUUUGAGUUAGGAAACUUGGGAAAUUUUAUUGGAAAGAAUAGUUUUGUUAGUUCAAAUGGUAUGAUUUUGAAUAUUCAAUUUUUGCGAUUUUCUUCUGGACUUUUCAAACCUCACCCAACACCUGGAAUUCCAGGUGGGCAAUUUUUUUUCGAAAAACCUAGGUGGGCAAAAUUUUUUUAGGGUCUUUAAGGUGAGCCUCAGGCGGGCAAAAUUUUUUAAGGGUCUUCAAGGCGAGCCUCAGGUGGGCAAUUUUUUUUACUAGGUGGGCUUUUUUUGAAAAUAAACCCAGAUGGGCAAUUUUUUCCCAUUUCUCCAGGUUCUUGGGUGAGGUUUGUGGACUUUUGGUGGAAUAGGAAACUUGUAUGAUUUGACGGCAAAAUUGAAAUUUUUAAGUGUAACAAUGAAGAAGAAAAUUUUCAUUUGAAUCGUGUUUCUUUAGAAUUCUGGCAAAGGUAAAAUUUUUGAGAUUUAUCCAAGAAUUUCAAAAUAAAAAUUGGCCUCCACUUUAUUUUUUUUUCCUUUAAUUUACUUUUUAAAUAAUUUAGGUCGAACAUAUUUUAGAAAAUUUUGAAACGUAUAUUUUCGGGAUUUUCCAGAAUGAGUCAAAAUUCAAGACUCUGAUGUUUUUCAUUUUUCAUGAAAGUUUCGAAAAAAAAUUGGAAAUGGACUGAAUUUUGAAACUAACGCUUGAAAUUCCGGUCUCUAUAUUUACCAAAGCUUUGACACGUAUAUUUUCGGGGUUUUUAAUUGUCGAAAAAAUCAUAUUUUUGAAAUUAAAAAAAAUCAAAAAUAGAAGACUUGAACAAUUUCAAACUCAUAAAAUGUUUGUAAGUUUCGAUUUUCUUCCGAAAUCUGUCAAAAAUUACCGUUUUUCUCUCUCCGUCUCUCAUUUUCCAGCUCGAAAAAAUCUACGGCGUAUGAUGUUUUGCUAUGUAUAUUCCCCUCUUUUCCCUCAUUUUUCUCGAAUCCGGUUUGUCUCAUCUCUGCGUCUCUCAAUCCUCCAAUACUAUCUCGUUUUUCCAAAAGUACGGUUAAGCAUACAAAUCGGUGUUGCGCAGCCUGCGAAGAAGAAAAAAGAAGCACCUUCAACUCUCUGUCUUUUUUUCUCUCUCGUGGUUUUUUUUUGCGCGCGCAACGAAGUUCUUGUACAUAUUUUACCUACCUAUCUACUAGUAUCUUUUUUCGACGACACAAUUUUUUUUGCUGAAAAUUCUAUUGUUUUUGUCAUCUAUGCCGAUUGGCAGUUCUUUAUCUUUUCGAGUAAAUGGAUCGACGACGCCAGGAAAAAUUGAUAUUGCUGAAACUGUGAGAAGAUUAAAUCGACAGGUUGGAGAAUUUUGGAAAAAAUCAGAUUUUUGGUAGUUUUUGACUAUGAUCCUCUAGUCUGAUUUGUUUUUUUUCCUAUUUUGUUAUGACGUAGAAAAGUGUCACAAAUGUUUAAAUUUUGAAUCAAAACAGUUUCAUUUUUUAUUGAAAAUUUGGUGAAAACCUAAUGUAAGGUCUUGACGUCACAUCUACAAAUUUUCAGCUUGAAAUUCAAAUGUAGGCUAAUUUUUCUAGUCUGAAACAUUGGAUUUUUGAUUUAUUCUCAAAAACUCUCAAUUUUUCACCCACCCUCGCAAAAGUAUUCCAAAUUCCAAAACUAAUUACCAAAUAAAGUAAGUAAGUUCGCAAAAACUCAGUGAACCAAAAAAAAGUUCUCUCUUUCUUUUUCAAAAAGUUUUUAACCAAAUGUAAUUGUUGUAAUUGUAAUUGUAAUUUUGGGUGACCUUGGGGUCUGAUUUUGACCAAAGAAAAAAUAGUUCCAAAACCUUUUACAUUUAUAAUAUGGUGAGUUUCAUAACUUUUUUCAUUUUUAAAUAAAUAUCUUUAAUUAGUUCCAGGAAAUGUCAAAAUCCCUUUUUUUCUAUUUGUUCAAAGGUUGUAUCAAAAAAGUUUUUCAAAAUUUUCUGAACAAAUUUUUUGUUCAAAAGCGGUUUUGAACAUUUUUUCUGAAUUUUGUUACAAAGUAUUAAUCUGAAACAAUUUUUUAUCCCCAAAAAAUACAAUUGAAACUAGUUUGUGUUUCUGAACACAGUAUGUGUAUGUUCACUCUUCAAACACUUUAUUUGUCCUGUGCCGACCGAUAAGUACGUCAGAUACACGGAAAAAUAGAAAAAUCAGUGGAGGAAACAAAUAUUUAUUGAUUGAUUGGGGAUGUUUUGGGUUCGCCGAAAAUUAGAUGUACGGAUUAAAAUUUUCCACACUGAAAAUUACAAAUUCAGAAUUUUUUCGAAAAAAAAAUUGAUUUUCGAAAAUUCCCAUAAAAAUGAAGGCCCUUAAAAUUCUCUGAAAUUACCCAAAUUUCAAUAAUUUUUUUCUAGGCAUGCACUUCAUCAUCUCAACCUCUUCCACCUCAACCAGCUAUUCAUUCUCGCCCAAUUUCCACACCAAAUGGAUCGAAUCGAAAACAAUAUGGAGCUUAUAAUGGAAGUGGAGAACGAUCUUAUACAACAACAACAACAGCAAAUUCGACACAAAAUACUGCUAACAAUGCAAAUUAUUCACCAUAUAUUAGUUAGUUUUUUGAGGGUCAAGUGAACUUUCAACAAAAAAUUGGUUAAUAUUUUAGUGAUAGGUUUUUAUGUCAAUCUGGAAAGUUGUUUUUGCUAUUUUCGAAAUAAGUUUUUUUUAAUUGAAAAUUCUUGACAGUUUUUUUUGGUAUAAUUGAACCUGAAAAUUCAGCAAAAAUUUGAAUAAGAAUCUUCAAAACUAGUUCAAAAUUCUUUUUUUUCAGAUGGAAGUGGAACAAUAUCUCGAUCAUCUGGUGCUGCAAUAAUGAAUAAUAAAGCAAGACUUCCUCCAUCAAAUUAUCCAUCUUCAAGUCCACGAAAUUCUGUGGCAAGUUAUUCAUCUUUUGCAUCAGCUGGAAUUGGAGGAUCUCCCCCAAGAUCUCGAAGAUCUCCCCAAUCAAAUAAAUCAAAUAGUCCAGUUGGAGAAGAUCAAAUUGUGACUGUGAAAAUGCGACCAGAUAGACAUGGUCGAUUUGGAUUCAAUGUGAAAGGUGGAGCUGAUCAGAAUUAUCCGGUGAUUGUUUCAAGAGUUGCACCUGGAAGUUCAGCAGACAAAUGUCAUCCAAGAUUGAAUGAGGGAGAUCAAGUAUUAUUUAUUGAUGGAAGAGAUGUUUCGAUAAUGUCACAUGAUCAAGUUGUUCAAUUUAUUCGAUCUGCGAGACAAGGACAAGGUGAACUACAUUUGACUAUUAAACCAAAUGUUUAUCGAAUGGGAGAAGAAGUUGAUGAGCCUGAUGUUUCUUGUGUUCCCGAACCAGCUAGAGUGGCAGAUUCUGUACCAAGAUCGGAUAAAUUAUCACAGUCUUUGAGAUUAUUGUCAGAUUCACUGAAUGAGGGAAAAAUUGUUGUUCUAUUCGAAAUGUUGUAUCGAAAAAAGCCUGGUCUGCACACAAAUGUUUGUCGGCUUGGAACGAAUUUGGCGAAAAAUCGAUAUCGAGAUGUUUGUCCGUAUGAUGAGACAAGAGUGUGUUUGCAAGGUUCGAGCACUGGUGAUUAUAUCAAUGCCAAUUUUGUGAAUGUGAGUUUUUUUGGGGAUGGGAUAAAGAAAAUAUGAUGUGUGAGAGCUUCGAAAAAAAAAUUGGGUUGAGACGAGUAAAAGAUUUUGAGUAUUCAAAAGUUCUCAAAAAAAAUCAUUUUUUUUGCAAAAUCCAUGUAAAAUUGUGUCAAAAAUUUGUUUGAGAACACGGAAUUUUCAAAAAAAAACCCCCCAGGAAAUGAAACACUUGAUUGUUCAUGUUUUUCAAUCCGAGAACACACCUCGGCCAAGAUCGUGGUUUCCACAAUGAAAAAUUGUACGCUAUAUUUUUACAGUACAAAAAUUGUGAAUUUUUCAGUUUUUGUCCUCUAAAAAUUAUGAUUUUUCAAUUUUUGACCUCUAAAAACUGAAAUUCAGAUUUUUCCAAAAAUUGUACUCUGGCCAGCCACGGCUUGGCCGAGGUGUGUCCGAGAAUUUUAAAUAAAUUUGUGAAAUUCACAAAAAAUAAUUAGAAACUUGAAAUCAUGAACAAUCUAAAUGUAAAUUUUCCAACAACUCUCGAUAAUUGUUUGAGAAACUAAUUUUUGAGAAGCAAGACUAACUUCAAAUUAAUUUACAGAUGGAAAUCCCAUCAUCGGGAAUAAUCAAUCGAUAUAUCGCAUGUCAAGGUCCACUUCAACACACUUCUGCUGAUUUUUGGUUAAUGGUUUGGGAACAAUCAUGUGCAACAAUUGUGAUGUUAACAACAUUAAGUGAAAGAGGAAGAGUCAAAUGUCAUCAAUAUUGGCCAAGAUUAUAUGAAACACAAGAAUAUGGCAAAUUGAUGGUUCGAUGUAUAAAAGAUCGACAGACUCCAAAUUGUUCUUAUCGAGAAUUUACUGUUAGAGAUCGAACGGUUAGUUGUUUUUUUUUGAAUUUUUGGAAAUCUUUCCUUUGAAAAUUUGAAAAUUUUUUGAUACGUAGAGUUCUGUGGUUUCGAAAAAUUACGUACAAAUUAUUUUUGACUGAAUUUGCUUUUGAUUUUCAAAAAUGAAAUAAACAUGAUUAUUUAUUUUAAAGAAAAUCUUGGUUUCAGACAAACGAAGAACGCCGCGUAACUCAAAUGCAAUACACAGCUUGGCCAGAUCACGGUGUUCCAGAUGAUCCAAAACAUUUCAUUUCAUUUGUUGAUGAAGUUCGAAAAGCUCGAAUUGGCUCAGUUGAUCCGAUUGUUGUUCAUUGUUCAGCUGGAAUCGGAAGAACUGGAGUUUUGAUUUUGAUGGAAACUGCCGCUUGUUUAGUUGAAUCAAAUGAACCAGUUUAUCCAUUGGAUAUUGUUCGAACUAUGAGAGAUCAAAGAGCUAUGUUGAUACAAACACCGGUGAGAACAUUUUUGAAGGAUUUUUUUGGGGAAGAAUUCAAAGUUCUAUUCUAGAAAAGUCAAAUAGCUAUAUUUUUCAUUAAAUUUAUAAAAUUUUCUUAUUUUUAGGAAUGCCCCUAACUUUCUUAGGCCCUAAUCAAAAACUAAAAUUCUAAAUUGUUGUGGUAAACAAAAUAAAAAUUUUCAAAAUAUUCUGAAUUUCGUCAAAUGAAAAAAUUAGUCACAAUUUUAUUUCAAGAUCAAAAAACUGGUUUUUUCCUUUUGUAGUUUGUAAUUCCACUUUUAGAUUAGAGAUGAGAAAUAGAUAAAGUUUGUAGUUUGACUGAAACAGGAGAAAUUGACUUUUCGAAAUGUUUUACAUGAUUUUUUUUUUCAAAAGGCGGAAAUAAAAAAAUGAGUCAUUUUUUGUUUUUUAACUUAACAUGAGCAAUGCUGGUUUUUUGUGCAAAAUUGGGAAAAUCGGGAUUUUUAAUUUUCGAGUCUCCGCAAUCAGAGUUUACAACAUCUUCCCCACAUGAUUUUUUGUUUCAAAUUCCAAUUUCAUAUUAUUUCAGGGUCAAUACACGUUUGUAUGUGAAUCAAUUCUUCAAGCCUAUAAUGAUGGAAUCAUCAAACCACUUGCUGAAUAUCAAAAACGCUAG
Messenger RNA from Caenorhabditis angaria, 12989 nucleotides. The record is from the annotation of a GenBank genome assembly. Lineage: Eukaryota; Metazoa; Nematoda; Chromadorea; Rhabditida; Rhabditidae.